CAUAAAAAGUUUUAAUCCCAACUUUCCUUUGCGAUGAUAUUUAAACAAGAGGGGAAAAAGAAGGAAAAGGAAAAAACAGAAGCACUUCCAACUUCCAAGCCAUGUUUCCUUGUCAAUUUGUAGCAUCUCCUUCAUCAUCAUCAGUCCCAACGCUCGCUAGUUCCUUUCUAUGGAGUAUCAGAAAACCCCUUCCACCAAUCUUCUUUUCUUGUCCUUCUUCUUCUUCGUCUUCCACUUCCCUCAGCUUUUCUUCCUCGCUCCCUCAGCAGCCCCUCAGGUGUCCUGUUCUUGGUGCUGGCUUUGCUGGGCUAUCUGUUGCUUGGCAUUUGUUGCAGCACGGCUCCAGGGAUUUGCCUUUGUUAGUUGACAUUUAUGAUGAAGUUGGUAUCUGUGCGGGUGCAUCAGGAGUGGCUGGCGGACUUCUCCACCCGUAUUCUCCUGAGGAGUGCUGGAACAGGUUGAUUAUUGAAUGCAAGUACGUUGACUUCAGAUUAAUAAAAUCCGUCUUGGAUGAUCUGCAGUUGCUGGAGAACCUGUGUCCUAAAACUCCAGAUUGGGAGAGCGAGCUCCUUGAAAUGGUGUUAUUAAAAAUAUAUCUAGGAAUUUUCAGAACAUUUCUUCUAUGUGUGAGAAAGUGGGGCGAUGAUGAUGACGCAAGUCUAGGAGCACUGGUAGUUAGGAUGAAAGAUUGCAUCUCCAAACUGGGACAGGCGAUUCACAAGUUCUAUCUUACUAGUGUGGAAGAUGGAUAUCGUAUGGACCUUGCUACAUAUAUCUCCGAUGACAUAGUAGAAGAAGCGGCAUCCCUCAAACAAGAAAUCAAGGAUUUAGAGUACUCGACAAGGCUGUCUAGCAAGUCCCCGGUAAAGAAAGAUGACCUAAUGGAUAUCAUGGACUCUCUUCUGGAGAGCCCUCGGUACAUUGUUUACUUUGCAGAGAACCACGCACUCUAUGCAGGUUAUGCAGAACUAUCCGAAGGCUUUGCGGAGAAGCUGACAUUCUUGAAAAACUACUUCUGUUUUCUUACACUUCAUGGCUUCGAAGAUAGGCAAUUGGGACCUUUAUUGACUCACAUUAAAUCUGUUGCCGUCAAUGCAGCAUGCAACAAUGGAGUGUUGUUCUCUAGGUCGUCCAUGUCACGUAACAAUCCUAUUCGGGACCUGCUGAAGAAGAUCAUUUUUGCAGAAGCCGAAGUCCAUAAGACAUGUGUCCAGGCCCUGAUUUCUUCAAAGUUAUCAAGACAAGCAUACAAGGAAAAAGAUUAGAACAUAUUCAGAGACUUCAUCGAUUCUCUUCUAGUCUAUCAUUGGGAGAUACUAAAGACUGGAACUUGUAUUAUGAUUUCUUUGAAGGAUCGAUUGAAAAUGCUUUAUGGGUCCCAAAGGGAUUGCUGUUGGCUUGAUAACUACCUGAUUGCUUAGGUACUUUAUUCAAUUAGCCAUCCAUCAACAUGUCCAUUCAAAUACUGGAUAGAGUUAGGAGUUCAUGGUAAUACUAGUAUUCCUUUCUUUUUAACUUGAUGAUAGGGUAUCUUUAGUAUCGUAUUAACUGUCCAAUACUGUAACAAAUUGGACUACAAGCUUAACAUAUUAUUGCUAACCCUCUUGAAACAGCAAUUCUCUAGAUUUAUACAACCAAUUAAUAGCUGUUGUACCAUAAACUUUUGCUUUUUGAGCUGAAGGAUACUGCUUCUUGGUGAUUUGUAUCCUGAAUUUGGUUUCUAUGUC
Coffea arabica (coffee) is the source of this 1727-nucleotide messenger RNA. The record is from RefSeq and is a predicted model, not a curated record. Lineage: Eukaryota; Viridiplantae; Streptophyta; Magnoliopsida; Gentianales; Rubiaceae.